UUUACAUGCUAAUGUACAAAUCAGGUAUUCAUCGAUACCAUACAUUUGAGGCAGAGUAAUUUUGGUAUUUGUCAAUAUUGUUAGUGACUUUGAUACUCAUACGUCAUGGAACAUCUUGUUUAGAUCUGUUUCCCCAGUUUAAAUAGUGGCCAUGUAAAGCACAUUAGUUAGCUUGGAUCGAAUAGUGUUGUAGUGGAGACCGAGGGGUUUUGUUUCAGUUCAGAAAAACGCUACUGUACAGCUGUAAGUAAAGUAUGUUUUUGUCUUCAUUGCAUUGGAAUCCAGCACUGUAAAUGACUGAUAGCGGCUGAUUGCCAAGAACAACGUACUGCGUAAGAGCUGUUAUUUUCACUCACCUAGUUUUGAACUAGCCAGCAUUUGCUGCUAGAGAUGAACACCUAAUGUUGAGUUUAAUUUUUAAGUUUUUUUUGUUUGUUUGUUUGUUUUUUGUUGUUUUUUUUUUUUAAUCAAGUUACUUGUAUUGUAGGAAGGUACUGCAGAUAUAAUCUUGCUCAGGGACUUGGUGUAUCUGGAGCGUAUCCUGGGAGCACUGGGUGUGAGGUGGAAGUACAUUCUGAAUGGUGUACCCACACCAAGUCCGGAGAUCCUGCGUCACACACUCAACAUGCUGGUUCGAGAGCGGAAGAUCUACCCCACACCUGAGGGCUACUUCAUCGUCACACCUCAAACUUACUUCAUCACUCCUUCCCUCAUUCGCACCAACAGCAAAUGGUACCACCUGGAUGAUCGGCAGCAACAACAACAACAACAACAGCAGCAGCAGCAGCAGCAGCAGCAACAACAACAACAGCAACAACAGCAACAACAACAACAGCAGCAACAACAACAGCAGCAACAACAACAGCAGCAACAGCAGUGUACAUCACCACAGUCUGGCACAAUCACCCCUUCCACAUCGGGCUGUGUGCGUGAAAGACUAAACCACAAAAACCACUGCGAUUCUUACAACUCCUACCGUGACGAGGUGCCUAGCAAUCACACCACACUUCAAAGGAAGUCACCGAAAGAACCUAAAGGAGAUCCUCCCUCAUACCCACAGCCCCCUCCUCCUCCGGCAACCACACAACACCCAUCAGAUCCAGACAAGAGCAGGACCAAUCCUUCCUUUACAUAUAAGACGGACACUUUGACCAAGAAGAAGGAAGGGAGUACUGGGGGCAGCAGCGAAAGGCAAUCAAAAAAGUUUGGGUUGAAGCUUUUCCGCCUGAGCUUCAGGAAAGACAAAACAAAGCAGCUGGCAACCUUUUCUGCACAGUUCCCACCAGCGGAAUGGCCUCUGAGGGAUGAGGACACACCAUCUUCUGUUUCCAUCCCCCGUGAGGUGGAGAUGGAGAUUAUCCGGCGCAUCAAUCCAGACCUGACGGUGGAAAAUGUGGCACGCCAUACUGCGGUGAUGAAGCGUCUAGAGGAGGAACGUGCCCAGCGCUGUAAGGCGAAUUCAUCCGCUCAGCACAGUGCCCGAAGCCGUCGCAGCAGAGGGCACCGUCGUGUCCCACAUGGAAAAUCACGCUCUCACAGUAAGACUCGUGCCUCUCGUGGAGAUCCAUCUGAGGGCUCCAAUCUUGACCUGGCAGCGGUUGGAUUGGAUAGGGAUUACAGAUUCUUUAGUCAGUCACUGGUGCGCUCGCCCAGGGAGGGAAUGUAUACAGUAGAGCGUAGGAGUGGCGCUGCCUACCUCGUCCACAGCAACCCUAACAUUGCUGAAUCGUAUUUCCCAGUUACCCCUGAAUGGGAUGUAUCAGGGGAACUAGCAAAGAGGCGGACAGAAAUGCCAUUCCCAGAGCCUUCACGUGGGACUUCCCAUUCCAGAGUGCAUCGGAGUCACAGCCACACACAGGACCGCAAAUCUCGGAAUGAACGGACAGAUAAAGCCAAGGAAAGAUCGCGAUCCAUGGACAACUCCAAAGGUCCACUGGGAGGUGGAAGCUCCCUGUUAGGCCCUCCUGAAGACUACGAUCGUAGUCCGGACCACCGAAGCCGCUACUACACCGAUGAUGGGACGCUAAGGGCCUCAUCACAAAAAUCGUCACACUAUUCGCGCAUUAUGUUUUCGGCUGCUAAGUUCAGCUCCGAGAUAUCUGUUCCUGAUAUGGGCAAGAUGAGCCUGGACACUCCUUUGGAGCGAAACAAGAGCAGGGACAGCCUGCCAGCCUACAGCGACAUGAAGGCCCUGUCGCCCAAGCCUCUGGCAGAUGACUACUUCCAGUGCAAUACGUCGAAUGAAACAAUCCUAACAGCCCCGUUACCACUGGGCAAAUCUGACCAUGACACUUUAACGCCAUCAGAUGGAAUCUGCAAGGGGUCGCCAGCUGAUCGGCAGACGUCGCACCUCACUUCCCCUCAUCCAAUGGAGUACAAAGAGGAUCCCUCCACCUCCAAGGGACACAAUGGAUCUGGUAAACCCACGCCAAGCCAGACUCCGGAGCCCAAUUCUAGUGGACGUUUAAUACAACAUCAGCAACACAAUGCUGACCCUGGGGGAGGAGGUGGAGGUGGCAGUGGUGUGAUGGUGGAUAAGAGGAAAGAGAUUUUCAGCAAGGACACUUUGUUCAAACCGCCACACAGCAUAUUGACAAUGAGCUACGUUGACACUGGCUACUCCAAGUCAGGCACGUUGCGAAAGACGCCGCACAUGAAAUCAUCUGAGGUGCUUGAUACUCUAGAACCCCAGCCUCCGCCUAACUCUGGCCCUUCAUCUGCAUCUGCCCCAGCGCCUACAGGUCCGGAACAGGGAAUCCCGUCUACAUCAGAGGCCGCCUUUGACUACUACAACGUGUCGGAUGAUGACGACGACGAGGAGGUGGAGGAAGCCUCUCAUAAAGAGACGGCUCCACCAGAGGGAAAGGUUAGGACCGGGGGAGGAGAGAGUGGUGGUGGGGGUGGAGUCAGUGUUGGGGGUGGGGUUGGGGGCGGGACUAUGCAGUGGCUGCUGGAACGAGAGAAGGAGCGCGAUCUACAGAGGAAGUUUGAGAAUAACCUGACUCUGCUGAGCCCCAAGGAGAACGAGAACACCAACAGCCAGAAGUCGGCGCACUCAGCACGUCUGGACAGUAUGGACAGCAGCAGUGUGACCGUAGACAGUGGAUUCAACUCACCACGGACGCGGGAAAGUUUGGCGUCCAACACCUCGAGUAUCGUGGAGAGUAACCGGCGCCAGAAUCCGGCGCUGAGUCCGGGUCACAUGGGCAGCUCCCUGAUCGGCGCUCCGUUCUCCUUCCGCUCCGUGGCCGAGGCUCCCAGCACGCAGGCCGAGAAACUGCAGAAACCCAACAACUGCCUCGCCUCCAUCACCAGCGUCUGACCCGACUUGAGGAGAAACACGCAAAAAAACACGUAAAAGCUCGGGCCGAGAAUAAACACAAAACAAAAACACGUAAAAACAAACAAACACUCGGGCCGUGACAAGCACCUCAAACCUCCACGGGGACUGUUAAACCCAACAGGUAUGGCUUCCACUGACUGUUCUACAGCAUCGCAACAAAUCACUGCAAAAAAGAAGAAAAAAAAGGAGAAAAAAAUAGUCAAAAUGGAAAUGAAUCAUGAUUUAUCUCAAUCAGGAAAUUCUCCAGUUAUUUUCAUAACCCGGGAUAGUCUUGAAGUAUCUGGUCAUGUUUUAUUUUUUUGUUUCGUUUUUUUGUUUGUUUUUUUUUCCAGUAAUAAUUGUUGUUUUUUUUUUUCUCAUCCUGUUGAUGGAUUGCACUCUGACACGAGGAUCCCGACAGUUUUAAAGAGAUCAAAAAUCGAAAUGUCACACGGAAGAAAGCCGCUAUGAGAUCUCAAGCAUUAAAUUUCACGAUUCAUAAUGUUGUAUGAUAAAAAAAAAAACCCAGAGAAAUAAAGUCAUUCUUCAUGACGGCGUUAGCUCUGUUGAUAAAGUAAUAAGAACUGGAGUCAUACUUUUCAUAUUGCUUAUUAAAAAAAAAGAAAAAGAAAUAGUACUUAGAUUGACUUACUAUAAAAGAAAAACAAUCUUAUUCUGAAAUUAAAGGAUUCAUUUAGGGUUUUUAAAAAAACAACACGAGGACUGUUGACUUUUUUUUUCUUUUCUUUUUUUCUUUUUUCUUUUUUUCCUUUUUCAGUUGAAAUCCCAGACGAGGCAAAGUGUGUAACGUGUGUGACUGUACAUCACUUAACGAAUUUACCUGUUUCAUUAAAGUUUCUAUCUGACAUUUAAUCUCAGGUCAUGAAGAGUUACUCUAUUACGGGGAGGAACAAAUACAUUUGGAGUCACGUGUGUUCAGGAGCCGGUUCUCCAUCCCUUAUUUAUUUAUUUAUUUAUUUAUUUAUUUAUUUAUUUAUUUACAGCCCACAUGCAUUUUCAUUUCAGCUCUGUGUUAUGAAACGGUGAAUCAGAUUCCUGCACUUAUGAUGUAUGACGUCCAUUGUGCUUUUUUGAAGCUGUGUGUGUGUGUGUGUGUGUGUGUGUGUGCCGGAAAGUCGGCUUCGCGUCCUAAAACGAUUUGAUUCCUCGAUUACGGGACGCAGAGACUUCACCCUGUCGUCGCUCUAAUACGAUUUUGAUUUAUUCUCACGUUUUAUUUCACUGACACUCCGCCGAGCUCCUUCGCUCUCUGUGUUUAUCGUGUUUUUGCACUAGAGGUCACUUUUUGUCUCAUUGGAAGCCUGAAACGUAAAGCUAUGGUGUUAAA
Ictalurus furcatus (blue catfish) is the source of this 4670-nucleotide messenger RNA. It is a transcript of the gene stox2a, whose product is annotated as storkhead box 2a. The coding region runs from base 626 to 3322 and encodes 898 amino acids. The record is from RefSeq and is a predicted model, not a curated record. Gene Ontology annotation, molecular function: RNA polymerase II transcription regulatory region sequence-specific DNA binding; DNA-binding transcription activator activity, RNA polymerase II-specific. Gene Ontology annotation, biological process: positive regulation of transcription by RNA polymerase II. Gene Ontology annotation, cellular component: cytoplasm; nucleus. The transcript is spliced from 3 exons. NCBI's taxonomy places the organism in Eukaryota, Metazoa, Chordata, Actinopteri, Siluriformes, Ictaluridae.